AUGGUCAACCUGAUGAAGCGGCUCCGCAAGCUGCAAACUCUCCUCGAUACCAGACUCGGCACCGGUGCCGCCGUCCUCCCUUCCAUCGCAUCCGCAUCAAAAGAAUUUCCAGCCGUCACCCGGCUCCACCUCACAUAUGCGCAAAGACUCGAAGGCGGCCACCAGGGCGCACGGCAUUUCUGGCGCAAGUGCCUCCCACGACUGAAGUACCACAACCCCGGUGUGCCGAUGACAGUACAACAGACGACCGAUCAACAAGGACCCGCCGCAUUGUCAAUCUACUUCGCCGAGAAGGCUAGCGAGGCAGCCAAAGUGGUCGCAAACCAAAAGAAGGUACAAGACUCGCAUGCACCAGCUGCCGACACCAACGAGGAAGCCAUUGUCCUGAACAUCAAGGAUUUUACAUACCAACAGAUCUGGGACCGCGUACAGGCUAUAACCAAUGCGCAGCAGGUCUCUGGCACCGCGGAGGACAAGGAGCAGCUGAAGCGGUGGAAGGACAUUCAGGACAAGUCUGGCGCGGAUCGGCAGCGUGUGAACGCUCUCCGGCAGGCGAAGAAGGACCAGGAGCGCAUGCUUGCCGUGGCUCGUGGCGAGGUGGACAAGACUAAGCAAGUGUAA
Molecule: messenger RNA, 621 nt
Organism: Penicillium antarcticum
Lineage: Eukaryota; Fungi; Ascomycota; Eurotiomycetes; Eurotiales; Aspergillaceae
Product: mitochondrial 54S ribosomal protein mL61
Exons: 2
Coding region: 1-621 (206 amino acids)
Cellular component (GO): mitochondrion
Molecular function (GO): structural constituent of ribosome
Source: RefSeq, a predicted model, not a curated record